Molecule: messenger RNA, 483 nt
Organism: Dimorphilus gyrociliatus
Lineage: Eukaryota; Metazoa; Annelida; Polychaeta; Dinophilidae
Source: the annotation of a GenBank genome assembly
AGUCUUGAAAAUGUCGAUGGAAGGUAACGGAACGGUACCCUUUGGGAGGUCUAGUAGCGAAGAAGAGAUAUGUCCGAAAGUGAAAGUAUCGAGAAAAGUUUUAAAUCAGCCAAACUUUGAAGCUCGCUUCUAUUCUGGUGACAGAUAUUCAAAAACAGUUAAAGAAAGAUUUGGCGAAGUAAAGCAAAAAUGUACUGUUUCUACAUCUUGCAUGAAGAGUGUACUCUUCAAAAUCUUUCCGUUUAUCGGCAUAAUGGGUAAUUACAAGGUCAAAGAAGAUUUACUUGGAGACCUUGUUAGCGGGUUUACUGUUGGUAUUAUGCAUAUUCCUCAAGGUAAGGAAUUAUUUUAUGACACUCGUAAACUGAACUUGUCUUGGCUCUGAAAGAUAUAUUUUUUUCUGACUACUAUUAAGUACAAAACGCGUAAUUGGUAAUUUAUUUAAAAGAUACAUAAAUAUGCUAUUUGUAUAUACGAUCUAGU